AUGAAGAUCUUCCGGAAACAUCUGUUCCUUUGUACAUUAAUUACAUUACUCAAUGGAAAUGUAGCAGAUAAAUCUUCUUUUCACGAUGAUACACUGAUGCAAAAUGAAAAUUAUAAACAAAACGAUAAGUCUAUUAAUUACAAAUUAUCAACAAUUAUCAAACCCAUUUCAUAUGAUAUUAAGCUGAUUCCAAAAUUAAAAGAUGAUUUUAAAUUUAAGGGCUAUGCAACAAUUACAGCCUUAGUAAAACGCACAACUAAUCAUGUUACGUUGCACGUGGGAAAUAUUGAAAUUGAAUCAGUGUCUAUUAACUCAUAUAAUAAUAAAAGAUUUUCUUAUAAAUAUGACAAUGUUACUGAAAAGUACACUAUCAGUAACCCAAAACCUUUUAGAAAAGGUAAAAUUAUACAAAUUAAUUUUAAGUACAAUGGAAUUUUAACCGAUGAUAUGAUUGGAUUUUAUAAAAGUUCUUACUUUGAUGAAAACGAAGAAAUAAAAUGGCUGGCUACGACGAAAUUUCAAAAGAUAUAUGCCAGACAUGCUUUCCCAUGUUUCGACGAACCAAGUCUUAAAGCUAAAUUUACCUUUCAUAUAGCAAGAGAUGAAAAUUAUAUCUGUCUUAGUAACAUGCCAUUAGCAAAAUCUGAAAAAGCUCCGGACGGCAAGAUUUGGGAUACUUUCGAAGAAACCGUUCCGAUGUCUUCUUACACGGUGGCUUUCGUCAUUUCGGAAUUCCAGUCUCUCAAAAAGGAUAAUUUUACAGUGUGGGCCAAACCAUUUGUUAUCAAUCAAGCUAAAUACGCUUUGGAUAUUGGCGCUGCAGCUCUCAGAGUGUUCGGUGACACGUUUCAACAAAAAUAUGAUCUUCCUAAAAUGGACAUGAUAGCCAUACCUGAUUUCAUAGCAGGGGCAACGGAAAAUUGGGGAUUGGUGACAUAUCGAGAGAGUCAAAUGUUGUACGAUGAAAAGGAAUCGUCGGCAUUGGCACAACAGACUGUAGCUACCACAGUUGUUCAUGAGCUUGCGCACAUGUGGUUCGGAAAUUUGAUAACACCUGUAUGGUGGAGUUACUUUUGGAUCAGCGAAGCGUUCGCCACAUAUUUUUCGUAUUUCGGUACCGCGGAGAUUGAACAAUCAUGGAACAUGAUGGAGCAAAUUGUGGUGGACGAACAUCAAUCUGCAUUAAUAACAGACGGUCUUGAAUCUGCUCCUCCGAUGACUCGAAAUGCUCUUACUAAAACGCAAAUUGAAAACGCAGGAGGUACUAUUACUUAUGCGAAGGGAGGCAGUAUUGUUCGUAUGAUGAGCCUCACGUUCGGAAUAAAUGGUUUCGUAGCCGCAUUACAAGACUACAUACAGACUAACAAAGAGGAAGGGUUGGGUCAUCCGGAUGCCUUAUGGAAAGCAGUACAGAAUCAAGUAGACAGAGAACAUUCAACAUUUAACUAUCCUGUAAAAACAAUAAUGGAUUCUUGGACAACGAAAGCCGGAUACCCUGUUGUAUCAGUUAACAUUAAUGACGACGGUGUAGCAAAUCUUACUCAAGAACGCUUUUUCUUGAGAAACUUGAAGAAGACCCCUACGAAUGUUACUUGGUAUAUUCCGCUCACAUUUGCAACACAAAGUAAUCCAGAUUUCAGUAAUACAAUUCCGAAAUAUUGGUUGGAUAACGAAAAAACCACUGCAGAGUUCAAAAUUAAUCCGGAAGAAUGGGCCAUAUUUAAUGUUCAAUCAUCAGGUUUCUAUCGUGUAAAUUAUGAUGACCGUGGAUGGCAACGUAUUUUCGAUUUCUUGAAAAGUGACAAAUUUGAAGAAAUUCAUGUAUUAAACAGAGCUGCAAUUGUAGAUGAUCUCUUAAAUCUGGGUAGGGCAAGAUAUCAAAAUAACGAAUUGGUUCUGGAUAGACUGCUUUAUCUUAAAAGAGAAACGAAUUAUUUGCCAUUUAAAGCGGCAUUUAAUGGCUUGGAAUACUUUAAUAAGCGAUUCACAGAAUCUACGGAACAUGAUUUAUUUAAGACGUAUAUCCUGUCCCUUAUCAGUAAUAUACGUAGCGAGCUAGGAUAUGAGGAUCGCGAACAUGAUGACAGAUUAACAGUUUUAUUGCGGCAAUAUGUAAAUAACUGGGCCUGCAAGUUGGACGACGAAGAAUGCAUAACUAUUUAUACAAAUAAGUUUAAAAAAUGGAAAGCAAAUGCUUCUGACCGUAUCAAUUCGAAUGAGAGAACUACAGCAUAUUGUGUAGCUAUAAGGCAUGGAACUUCUGAAGAUUGGGAAUUUUUAUGGAACGAAUACUUCAAUUCCAAUUAUGUGGCGGAUCAAAUGGUGAUUCUAAAAGCUUUGGGAUGCAGUCAGAAUACCACCAUUUUAGAAAAAUAUUUAAAAUAUGCUAUAACUAGUUAUGAGAUCAGUCGAAUUCGAAAUCAGGACAGCAGGAGCGUGUUCGCGGCCGUUUAUAACUCUGGCUUGCUUGGCGCUGAAUAUGUUCUUGAUUUUGUUGAUAAAUAUCACAAGGAAAUUGAGAAAUAUUCAGAUAUAUCGACGGAAAGUGAAGACAAACAAGAUGAUGAUCCUAUUGAUUACAGAUUACCAACGGAUAUCAAACCUAUUUCAUAUGACAUUAAGCUAAUUCCAAACUUACAAGAUGAUUUUAAAUUUAAAGGCUAUGCAACAAUUAAAGCAGUGGUAAAACGUGCAACUAACAAUAUUACGCUGCACGUGGGAAAUACGAUCGAAAUUGAAUCAGUAGCCAUUACUUUAUACGAUAAUAUAAAACUUUCAUCUACAUAUGAUAAUAUCACCGAAAAGUAUACUAUCACUAGUUCAAAAAUUUUCAAAAACAAUAGACUUAUACAAAUUAGCUUUGAAUAUAAUGGAAUUUUAUCUGAUAAAAUGGUUGGAUUUUAUAGAAGUUCUUAUUUCGAUGAAAACGGACAAAUAAAAUGGCUGGCUGCUUCAAAGUUUCAAAAAAUAUAUGCGAGACAAGCUUUUCCAUGUUUCGACGAGCCAAGCUUUAAAGCUAAAUUUACUCUUCAUGUAGCAAGAGAUGAAAAUUACAUCUCUCUUAGUAACAUGCCAUUAGCAAAGUCUGAAAAAACGGCUCCGGACGGCAAGAUUUGGGAUACUUUUGAAGAAACCGUUCCGAUGUCUCCUUACUUAGUGGCUUUUGUCAUUUCGGACUUUAAGUCUCUCAAGCUAAAUAAUUUUAGAGUAUGGUCCAAACCUUCCACCGUCAAUCAGGCCAAAUAUGCUUUGGAUAUCGGCACUGCAGCCCUCGAGCUCUUCACCGAUAUGUUCCAGCAAAGAUAUGUGCUUCCUAAAAUGGACAUGAUAGCCAUACCCGAUUUCGUAGCGGGAGCUAUGGAAAAUUGGGGAUUGGUGACAUAUCGGGAGACUCAAAUGCUGUACGACGAAAAGGAAUCGUCGGCGUUGGCACAACAGAGAGUAGCUUCCGUAGUUGUUCACGAGCUUGCGCAUAUGUGGUUUGGAAAUUUGAUAACACCCGAAUGGUGGAGUUAUCUUUGGCUCAGCGAAGCGUUUGCUAGAUACUUUCAGUACUUUGGUACUGCGGAGCUCGAAAAAUCGUGGCACAUGAAGGAGCAAUUUGUAGUAGAUCAAUUUCAAUCUGCAUUAAUAACAGAUGGUCUUGAAUCUUCUCUUCCGAUGACUCGAAAUGCUUCUACUAAAUCGCAAAUUUUAGAGACAGGAGGCACCAUUAUUUAUGCGAAAGGAGCCAGUAUUGUUCGUAUGAUGAGCCUCAUUUUUGGAAGCAAUGUUUUCAAAACUGCACUACAAGACUACAUAUCGAACAACAAAGAGAAAGGUUUGGGUCAUCCAGAUACUCUAUGGAAUGCAAUAAAAGGUCAAUUAGAAACCCAACGCUCAUCAAACAUUCCUGUAAAAGCAAUAAUGGAUACUUGGACUACACAAUCCGGAUACCCUGUUGUGUCAGUUAACAUUAAUGACGACGGUGUAGUAAAUCUUAGUCAAGAACGCUUUUUCUUAAGGAACUUAAAUAACACUUCGACGAAUGUCACUUGGUACGUCCCACUCACAUUUGCAACACAGAGUAAUCCAGAUUUCAGUAAUACAGUUCCAAAAUAUUGGUUUAAUACCGAAAAAACCACUGCACAAUUCAAAAUUAAUCCGGAAUGGGCCAUAUUCAAUCUUCAAUCAUCAGGCUUCUAUCGUGUAAAUUACGAUGAUCGUGGAUGGCAACGUAUUUUCGAUUUCUUAAAAAGUGACAAAUUCGAUGAAAUUCAUGUAUUAAACAGAGCUGCCAUUAUAGACGAUCUAUUAAGUUUGGGUAGAGCGGGAUAUCAGAACAACGAUUUGGUUUUGGAUAGAUUGUUAUAUCUUAAAAGGGAAACGAAUUAUUUACCAUUUAAAGCAGCACUUAAUGGCUUGGGAUACUUUAAUAAGCGAUUUGCAGGAUCCGCGGAACAUAACUUAUUCAAGAGGUAUGUUCUAUCUCUCAUCGAUAAUAUACGUAGCAAGCUAGGAUACGAGGAUCACGAAAAUGAUGACAGAUUAACAGUUUUAUUGCGACAAGAGGUGAACAAAUGGGCCUGUAAUUUCAACGACGAUGAUUGCGUAGCGAUUUACAUCAAGAAAUUUAGUCAAUGGAGAGCAAAUCCUACUGACCGCAUCAAAGUGAACGAGAGAACUGCAGCAUAUUGUGUAGCUAUAAGGUAUGGAAGCUCUUCUGAAGAUUGGGAAUUUUUAUGGAAUGAAUACUUUAAUUCCAAUUAUGUGGCGGAUCAAAUGGUGAUUUUAAAUGCUUUGGGAUGCAGUCAGAAUACCACCAUCUUAGAAAAGUAUCUGAAAUACGCCAUAACUAGGUAUGAAAUCAGCCGAAUUCGUAAUCAGGAUAGCAAGAGCGUGUUUGCAGCCGUUUAUAACUCUGGCUUGCUUGGCGCCGAAUUUGUUCUUGAUUUUGUUGAUAAAUAUUACAAGGAAAUUGAGAAAUAUUUUGGAGAACAGAGCGCAAUAGCUACAAUUCUUAAGGGAGUGUCGCAACAUCUUUCUUCACCAGAAUUAAUAAACAAAUUUGAAGAAUUUAUAAACAAUCAUAAGCAGAACCUUGCAUCUAUUCAGAAAUCUUUGAAAUCUUCUUUAAGAGUCGCUAAGUACGAAUUGGAAUGGUAUAAGAUCAAUUCGCCAUCUAUGAUUCGAUGGUUACAGAAAUACAACAGGAUUGCCUAUUAA
Messenger RNA from Pogonomyrmex barbatus (red harvester ant), 5205 nucleotides. RefSeq names its product aminopeptidase N-like. NCBI's taxonomy places the organism in Eukaryota, Metazoa, Arthropoda, Insecta, Hymenoptera, Formicidae. Gene Ontology annotation, biological process: proteolysis; peptide catabolic process. Gene Ontology annotation, cellular component: cytoplasm; membrane. The record is from RefSeq and is a predicted model, not a curated record. Gene Ontology annotation, molecular function: peptide binding; metalloaminopeptidase activity; zinc ion binding.